Molecule: messenger RNA, 969 nt
Organism: Dibothriocephalus latus
Lineage: Eukaryota; Metazoa; Platyhelminthes; Cestoda; Diphyllobothriidea; Diphyllobothriidae
Source: the annotation of a GenBank genome assembly
AUGAAGUCAUCGGUGCGUCGGCUGUACCGUUUGUCGGGUGUGCUCCUGCACCUUGGGCGCCAAUCUACUUCCGGUCACUACAUCGCUGUAGUGAGAGAAAAUCAGCCCACCUCCUGCCUCUACGACCCUGCCGUUCAGGCCGAGGGUAGCACAAAUGACGAUGCUGAUACAGCGGCCGGCAGCUGUGACCUCACACAGGACUGUUGGAAGAUUUGUAAUGACGAGCAGUCCCUAGGCGGGAAUGUGACAGCAACAACGACUGCGCAACCAGUGGACACCCUACCCUCGAACUUUCACACGUCCACUACUGCCUACAUGAUUUUCUACCGUCGUAUUGCUGAACAAGAUGAGUCCGGUCAAGGGCCCGUGGACUGUGUUCCUGUUCCUGAACACCUGGAAGCCAUCACUAAGUGCAAGACUGCGGCCUACCUAGAGGAUCUGGCGACAAAACGUGCUGAACAGGUGGCGUAUAAGAAGUUGCUGUUUGAGCGCAGUACUUUGCGGGCCGAGAUACUCUCCCGACUGUCGCUUAAGCCGUCUCCGGUGGCUGAAAUCGCCAUCCCGGCAGAGAAGCGCCGACGGCGAGAUGAACAGAUCACUACCACCACUGCCUCUCCUUGUCCCGUGUCAUCUAACGCCGCCUCCUCCUCUUCCUUGGAAGGCCAAGUUAGCCUGACUGAUGUCUGCCUUGUGCCCACUCAGUGGUUGAGUGACUGGCUGAGGGAGCCCGAGAAGUGUCCCCCGCAAUUGCUCCUGCCGGAUCAUCAACCUGUCUUCGUAAUGUCGCCUACAGAAUCGGGCCAGACCCGCUCGCAUUCUCUGACCUUGUGUCCGCAUGGUCAUGUUCCGCCGGACACCGCACCGUCCACGCUUCGAGCAGUCUCAUUGGAUGGCCUUCGGUCCUGCUUGGCUUCUAUCGACAAUGACAGAGAUACGUCUAGGUAUGUUUGUUCUUUUCAAGCCAUUUGA